AUGGCUGCAACUGGCGGCUCCAGAAGCGUAUCUCACGUUGCUGCGGCGUCUCUGAAGGCCCUGACAGCAGAGACGGCACCUCGAGCUGCUAUUGGACAUCUGAACAAGGUGACGGCAGCAGCUUUCAGCAACGGCACCAACCAGAGACUGAAGGCGCUCAACCUUCAGCAGAAGGCCGCGCUGUGCUCAUUGGUCGCCCUGGAGAAGCGUAACCGAUCGGCGAAGAUGGCAAACGGCUUGGCAACUCCGACUAAGUCGCAGUCACUCGCCCCCACAGUCAAAAGCUUGUGUGAGACUUACACAAUUCUUUGCACCCGAGACUCUGUCCUUCACCCGCUGUCAAGCUCAGAGUUUCGCGAAGUCAUCGGAAGUUUGGAGACGUUGGGCCUGAUCAACCAGGUUGAUGGAAAGACAGGGGGCCUUGUAGCAAUCCAGACGCCAAGCAAAAGAGGGCGUAAAGCGGCGAUGCCAACCGGCGAAGACAAGCGGGUGGCUAGCUGCGUUGGAGAGAAGGAGAUGGAGAGCAUCGCCGAGGGCGUUGGUGCAGCCAUCUUGACCCGAAUUCUCAGUGGCGAGGCGUUGUAUUAA
Molecule: messenger RNA, 588 nt
Organism: Colletotrichum aenigma
Lineage: Eukaryota; Fungi; Ascomycota; Sordariomycetes; Glomerellales; Glomerellaceae
Product: Cell division control protein 18
Exons: 1
Coding region: 1-588 (195 amino acids)
Biological process (GO): mitotic DNA replication checkpoint signaling
Cellular component (GO): nucleus
Molecular function (GO): DNA replication origin binding
Source: RefSeq, a predicted model, not a curated record